Molecule: messenger RNA, 405 nt
Organism: Ooceraea biroi (clonal raider ant)
Lineage: Eukaryota; Metazoa; Arthropoda; Insecta; Hymenoptera; Formicidae
Molecular function (GO): nucleic acid binding
Source: RefSeq, a predicted model, not a curated record
AUGUUCACCACCGGCUCGCAGGAGUUGUCGGACAUCGCCAAUGCUCUCGCAUCCAACGGGACGGAGUGGCGAUUCAAUCCUCCUGCUGCUCCUCAUUUCGGCGGCAAGUGGGAGGCCGUCGUCAAGAGCACCAAAUUCCACCUACGACGACUGAUUGGGGAAUCACUGCUCACGUAUGAAGAAUUCUUGACUCUCCUCAUCCAAAUCGAGGCGAUAUUGAAUUCUCGUCCACUGUGUCCGUUAUUUGACGAUCCUUCCGAUGUUGAAGCGUUAACGCCUGCUCAUUUCCUUAUAGGUAGCUCACUAGCCACGUUACCGGAGCCCUCCUUAGAACAUGUGCCGACAUCGAGGCUCUCACGCUGGCAAAGCUUGCGACAAACGAUUGAUCGAUUCUGGACGAGAUAG